Messenger RNA from Durotheca rogersii, 1649 nucleotides. RefSeq lists its product as uncharacterized. The record is from RefSeq and is a predicted model, not a curated record. Lineage: Eukaryota; Fungi; Ascomycota; Sordariomycetes; Xylariales; Xylariaceae. The transcript has 2 exons. Bases 207 to 1571 code for a protein of 454 amino acids.
CUCCACAGGUCUCGGACGGGACCACCGACAUCGUUAUGUGAUUUAACGCACGGGCUCUACCCGAGCUAUAGCCUAGGCCGUACGUGCGUUAACAUCGGCAUCCUCAUCGGAGGAAGAUACGUGCACUAUUUACGAAUAUCGUCAACAAGCGUCUCCGUCUAGCCUUAGCCCUUGCGUAGCCUGGAAAGCAGGUCGACACGAUAACUAUGGGCUUGUUAGUCCCUAGGAAUGGGCCGGUCGAUAUGGCCGAGUAUCAUAUACCCGUCCGGAAAUACCAUUGGACCCAUCAAAACACCGUCGUCGAGUCCCCAGUCCUCUGUCUAGACCCUCCCCCAUCGGCGCUCAUCGUUCGCCCGUUAGAAGGACUCAAUGAGAAGGAACCCCGGAUACUAAGCGACGCCUCUGGCUUGAGAGACGACAUUCGCGGCGGAGAAUACGCGACGGAGGCACAUGGUGUCUUGGUCUCGACGGAUACGCAAACUAAACGCUUCCCCGUCUGGGUGCCCGUACACAGCUACAGAUGCAAAGAGGAUGAGGUCUACGUUGUGAACCUGACGACGUUCGAGGUUUCCACUACCCCAGUAGCUCAGGUAUGCUGGGUUGCUGGGUUCGAGGCCCCGGAUCGCAGCUUAUACACCGUGAUCGGUGCUCCGAGAGACACGUUGCGGGCAACGCGGGUUCUGGUGCUCGUUCAGCAGCUUGGGCUUCCGGGGAAAGCUAGGCUCGCCCUUGUGGAUCCUUCAGAGCUUGCAACGUUCGACGAAAUCGGCCCGGUUCAGAAGAAGGCCUUAUUCGAGUUGCAGCUGAGAGCCAUCCUAGCUAGAACCAAUUCACCCUUACUUAUGCUUUCGGACGUCUUGCGUGUCUUCUCGUCGCCGUACAAGUUCGAACGUGGCAGGCGUGCCUUGGAUGAAAUUCUCGACGAAGAUCUCGGGGUUUCCCGCGGUCUCCCUUCCAACUAUAGCUCCGGGGAUAGCUUUGACGGUCUGAGUGACGACGACUUAAGCGACGACGAUUCGUCGUAUGACAAGCUGACAUACGCCGGGCUGGUAGAGUCUCCGAGCAGCUCCUAUAGUUGCGACUGUAAAUACGCGCUUCUGUGCCCGACAUAUUACGACCCGCGACCGAGCCACCGCCACGGAACGGAUGACGAAUGCGCCCUUGGGCGCGCCCAUGCGAAACACUGCAUCUUUGCAGACCACUCGCCGGGGGAGUGCGUCAUUUCCGGUGAGGCGCAUGAGCACUGCGUCCACCCGUCGUCCGAGUUCGGGCUGGAGUCCGAAUUCGAGAAGCUAUUCGGCGUGUCGUGCCUCGCCGACGCCGACGCCCUCCUCGAAUGGAUGGGCAGCACGGAUAGCAGCGCGUAUGGUCAGUCGGACGCCGAACCGGCGCCCGCCGACUCGCCGCCGUCUAUAGAUUCACAUCAGGAUCCGGAUGCGGAGUCAAUGAUCGUCGGCUACCGGCCCGGGGCCAUGGGUUCGCUCGAUGCGCUCUUCCAGGGACCGGUAUGGGGCGCUCGUAUGGACUUCGGCGCGUGCUCGUCGCCAGAGCCACCAGAUCUACUAUUCUAACUUACUCGAUGGGACAACAUCGGUGGCGGGACGAGUGAUGGGACGCCUAUACUACGGAUUUAUUUACGCGAGGAGAUC